Molecule: messenger RNA, 1569 nt
Organism: Protopolystoma xenopodis
Lineage: Eukaryota; Metazoa; Platyhelminthes; Monogenea; Polystomatidea; Polystomatidae
Source: the annotation of a GenBank genome assembly
AUGACUCUUGGUCUCUCUGCCCCUAUCAGAGAGGUCAGGUUUCUUCAGUUUGGAAUCCUUGCCCCGGAUGAAAUAAAGCAAAUGUCGGUUACGCCCGAUGGUGGCAUAAAGUACCCAGAAACGAUGGAAGGUGGAAAGCCUAAACUUGGUGGUCUCAUGGAUCCUAGACAAGGUUGUGUUGAUCGAUCUGCAAUUUGUCAGACGUGUAGUGGAAAUAUGUCUUCUUGUCCCGGCCACUUUGGUCACAUUGAACUUGCAAAGCCAGUUUUCCACAUUGGGUUUUUGAAAAAAACCCUAAAAAUGCUUCGCUGUGUUUGUUUUUACUGUUCUAAAAUUCUUGUGGAUGUAGAAUCACCAAGGAUUCGCGAAAUUCUAAGGAAGACCAAGGGUGAUGCGAGGCGGAGGAUUGCCUUCAUGUAUGAGGAGUGCAAAUCUCGCCAGGAGUGCUUUACUAGCGAAGAUAUCGAGAAAAAAGAAGAUGAGGUUGUCGAAAAAAAGCCAAUAAGAACUGGUUGUGGCAGAUAUCAACCAAAGUACCGCCGAACAGUUUUAGAAUUAACAGCCGAAUGGAAAAAAGUUAAUGAAGAAUCUCAGGAAAGGAAAAUUAGCCUCACGGCUGAACGUGUCCUUGAAGUUUUUAAACGCAUCUCAGAUGAAGAUUGUUUAUCCCUUGGAUUUGAUCCACAUUAUGCUCGGCCUGAUUGGAUGAUCGUCACUGUUCUUCCCGUUCCUCCUUUAUCCGUCCGUCCCGCCAUUGUCAUGCAUGGCUCUGCUCGAAACCAAGAUGAUCUUACUCACAAACUUUCUGAUAUACUAAAAGCAAAUAAUCAACUCCGUAGAGAUGAAGAGACUGGAGCCGCUCCACAUGUGAUUGCCGACGAUGUACGAAUGCUUCAAUUUCACGUUACUACAUUGGUGGACAAUGAUGUACCUGGGCUACCAAAGGCCAAUCAGAAGUCCGGACGCCCUCUUAAAUCAAUUAAACAGCGUUUGAAGGGCAAGGCGGGUCGGAUAAGAGGAAACCUUAUGGGAAAACGCGUAGAUUUCUCGGCGCGUACUGUAAUUACUGCCGAUCCCAACCUUAAUUUGGACCAGGUCGGUGUUCCAAGAACUAUUGCUCAGAAUCUUUCCUAUCCAGAGCUUGUAACUCAAUUCAAUAUGGAUUUCUUGCAGAAGCUUGUACAAAAUGGAACAAUGUAUCCUGGUGCAAAAUAUAUCAUAAGAGAAAAUGGUGAACGAAUAGACUUAAGAUACCAUCCCAAGGUUGCAGAUCUUACUCUGCAAGUUGGAUAUACAGUAGAAAGGCAUAUGCUUAAUGAUGACUUUAUAAUAUUCAACCGUCAACCCACGCUCCAUAAAAUGUCCAUGAUGUGCCACCGAGUUAAGGUUUUGCCUUGGUCUACCUUUAGGCUUAAUCUCUCAGUAACUUCUCCUUAUAAUGCUGAUUUUGACGGUGAUGAAAUGAAUCUUCAUCUUCCGCAGUCUGUUGAAACAAAGGCAGAAAUAUCUCAACUUGCAAGGGUUACGCGUCUCUGCAUAACUCCGCAAGCAAACAAGCCCGUAAUGGGU